CACCCAACCGGCCAGGGUGGCAGCGGCUUGCGCAAGGGGUGGGGCUAGGCGCUUCCCAGCAGAUGCCCCCUCCUGGCUCCUUCCUCUUUCGGUGCCCACAGCUCCCCUCAUCUGUCCACCCCCCUCAGGCCAGCUCCGUCCCCCUGAUCCCCCUGGCCAUUGGGGGCUGGCACAAGGGCUGCCCCCUGGCCUGGUUGGCAGGGGCUGGCGCCCGGGCAAGGAACUGUGGGGCCAAGAGGAGUUGCCGGCAAGGCCCCUCAGCGUUCAGGAAAACAUGGGGAGCCCUGAGGACGACCUCAUCGGGAUCCCCUUCCCCGACCACAGCAGUGAGCUCCUGAGCUGCCUCAAUGAACAGCGGCAGCUGGGCCACCUCUGCGACCUCACCAUCCGGACGCAGGGCCUGGAAUACCGCACCCACCGGGCCGUGCUGGCCGCCUGCAGCCACUACUUCAAGAAGCUCUUCACCGAGGGGGGCCGGGCUGAGUGCCCUUCCCCUGCCGCUCUCACCACCCUGCAGGAAAACAUGGGGAGCCCUGAGGACGACCUCAUCGGGAUCCCCUUCCCCGACCACAGCAGUGAGCUCCUGAGCUGCCUCAAUGAACAGCGGCAGCUGGGCCACCUCUGCGACCUCACCAUCCGGACGUGGUCCUGGCAGGACUGGGGGUGUGGGGGUUCCCAGAGCGACCAGAGACACCCAAGGUGGGAGGCCGGUAGAAGGGCGAGGGGUGUGGGUUCGGCGCGGGAAAACUUUACUGUUGGAGGCACAGGAGAGGGUGCUGGCGGGCCUGACCGGCCCCCUUGCCGCCCCCCGCCCCCCAGGAACGACAAGCUGAAGAUCCACAUGCGGAAGCACACAGGAGAGCGCCCCUACUCCUGCCCGCACUGCCCGGCCCGCUUCCUGCACAGCUACGACCUCAAGAACCACAUGCACCUGCACACGGGGGACCGGCCCUACGAGUGCCACCUGUGCCACAAGGCUUUCGCCAAGGAGGACCACCUGCAGCGCCACCUCAAGGGCCAGAACUGCCUGGAGGUGCGCACCCGGCGGCGCCGCAAGGACGAUGCGCCCCCCCACUACCCGCCGCCCUCUGCCGCCGCCCCGCCCCCUGCCGGCCUCGACCUCUCCAAUGGCCACUUGGACACCUUCCGCCUCUCUCUGGCUCGAUUCUGGGAGCAGUCAGCCCCUCCUGGGCCCCCGGUCUCCACCCUGGGACCCCCUGAUGACGACGAGGAGGAGGGGGCGCCCAGCACGCCUCAGGCUGAAGGUGCCAUGGAGGAGUCCUCUUAAAGAGGGCCGAACGGCGGGGCUGGAGCAGCGCCAGGCCGGGGCGCCCAUGCCAAGCGGUGGGAGUAUGCAGGACGGACAGCUGGGGUCAGGGCGCUGGGCCUCCCUGGCUUCAGCAAUCCGCCCCUUCUCCCCAAAGCCCUCAUUCCAGUUCCAAGCUGAGAAGGUUUUGGGGUCGAGGCUCCCCAGAUUGGGGUGAUCUCCCAAGGAGUGAUACAUGAUAGUAUGUCUCUAUUUACAGCUCUGUUUGUUGUAAAGGUGGGGUCCCUGUCCCCGGCUGCUCCUGGGGAGUAGAAGCAAUAAUGUAUUUCUGAUUUGUGGGG
Ailuropoda melanoleuca (giant panda) is the source of this 1608-nucleotide messenger RNA. RefSeq names its product zinc finger and BTB domain containing 7B (gene ZBTB7B). The transcript is spliced from 5 exons. The coding region runs from base 275 to 1288 and encodes 337 amino acids. Lineage: Eukaryota; Metazoa; Chordata; Mammalia; Carnivora; Ursidae. The record is from RefSeq and is a predicted model, not a curated record. Gene Ontology annotation, molecular function: RNA polymerase II cis-regulatory region sequence-specific DNA binding; DNA-binding transcription factor activity, RNA polymerase II-specific; protein binding. Gene Ontology annotation, biological process: positive regulation of gene expression; regulation of transcription by RNA polymerase II.